AAGAGCAGAUUUACUACUGGAACAACGUGAGACUGAAAAUAAUGCUUCCCUCAGAGGAGCUGUUCUGCCUUCUGAAAAGUGCUGACUUUUCAUUUAAAGCACUUACCACAACAAGUCUGAAGUUGAGAACAGCUUGAUCACUUUUACAUUACAGAUGUAAAAUAAUAUACAGAAAUAUAACAACCGGUUCAUCUUUUCCCAGAGUGAAAAUAUUUUCACUAUAAAAAUGUCAAAGCGUGGUUUCAGAAUAUCACAUGAAUGAAGCUGAUGAUGAAUAAAUUUCCACAACAUUGUUUCGUUGGGUAAAUAUGUAAGAGUGCAUAGGUAACAAACAGAAGGAAAGUCUUUUGAUUUCUCCCUGAGCCUGACUUCCUCCUACACAGCGGGUCGUCGUGCAUGUCUGGCAUAAUUAUAUCCAGACCUGAAGAGUUGUUGUUUUGUUUCCCCCCAAUCUGCCAAAAUCCAAUUCCACAAGGGAGCUUUUUUUUUUUUUUUAUAUAAAUUGGUUGUCAACUAAAUUGUGAACGGAUUGACAAUAUUUUUAUAAGUUCAAAAACUAUCCCAUGUAUUAAAUUUGGCAUUGACAAGGUGCAGAGAGGCUUAGUUAUGACACCACUUGUGAAUGUUGUCACGAUUGUAUAUUUUGGAGUCGAGCCUUGACAGCAAAAACACACCCACGUUCACUGACAUGAGACAGAUGAGCCUCCUCCUACGAGUCCCAAGUGACUCCACCACCUGGAGUUAAUAUACAUGGCAUUAAAAUACUGUUAUAUGUGCACUCUUACUGUCAGCAUACAAUAUUUUGGAUUGGAAAAAAAAGCCAUUGAUGGCUGAUGAUUGAGAGGUCAAAAGUUCAUGGCCAUGUAGUGAUAAUGAUUGAUGUAUGGACAGCACGGUGGACUAGUGAUUCGCAAGACUGCCUCACACUUUUGAGAUUCUGCAUUUGAAGAUUUCUUCCAGCCUGUACCUGCAUAGUUUUCUUCCUCUCAUAGCAUGUUAGGGAUUUUUGAAGAUUCAAAAUUGUCCAUUAAGUUAAAGCUGAAUGGUUGUCAAUAUGUGCCCUGGGGUUGCCAGGCAACCUGUUCAUGGUGGAUGGACAGAUUUAUAUGGAUUGUGUGGAUGCAAUAUAUAAACCACAGUUGUAGCGCUAAGUAAUUGCAGGGAAUGGGGCCUUCCCGAUUAUUUGUUUUUAUUAUUUGACAAUUACUCUAGGUUAUGUGUGUACAUGCAGCUGAUUAUCUAAUUUAAAAUAAAAAACACACAAUAAUUUUUGCCCCAAACGGUUUACCUUGAAGCCAAAGCACAAAAAACAACAAAGUUUUCAAAGCUUAGUGUGCAACAAAAGAUCGUAAUGACAACAUGACCCCUAAACGUGACGUCACCAAAAUCCCGCAUGCGCAGUAUAGAUCAAGUUGCUUUUGAUGAAGAGGGAAUACUCUUGCUGUACUAUCAUCUUUGUUACAUUCAACAGCUGGGUGGAACUCCGGACAAAACUUGCUUCAGUGACGUUUUGCAAAGAGAUGGAAAUCGGACUGCUUUGAAAGAAGCCUCCCGUAGUAUCAAGAUUCACUUAUCACAAUUGUCAUGGAUUUUAAUGUUAAACGUCUCGCUGCAGAUGCGGGUACUUUUCUGAGCCGUGCUGUGCAAUUCACAGAAGAGAAGUUUGGCCAGGCUGAGAAGACAGAGUUGGAUGCCCAUUUGGAGAAUCUUUUGGUAAGAGCUGAGGCCACCAAGCAAUGGACAGAGAAGAUUAUGAAGCAGACGGAAGUCUUAUUACAGCCCAACCCAAAUGCCCGACUUGAGGAAUUUGUGUAUGAGAAAUUGGAAAAAAAGGUCCCGACACGACUGAACAAUCAUGAACUGUUGGGCCAGUCUAUGAUUGACUCCGGGAAUGAAUUUGGUCCUGGCACUGCUUAUGGAAAUGCUUUGAUCAAAUGUGGCGAGACCCAGAAACAGAUUGGCGGCGCUGAGCGAGAGUUAAUUCAAAGUUCUGCCAUCAAUUUCCUGACCCCAUUCAGGAACUUUCUCGAGGGGGACUUCAAAACAAUCCUGAAAGAACGAAAGCUGCUGCAGGUCAAGCGCUUGGAUCUGGAUGCGGCCAAAACAAGACUCAAGAAAGCCCGCAUGGCUGAUGCUCGAGCUGUGGCAGAACAGGAGUUGAGAAUGACUCAGAGUGAAUUUGACCGUCAGGCUGAGAUCACCCGACUGCUGCUAGAAGGCGUCAGCAGCACCCAUGCACACCAUCUACGCUGCUUGAAUGAUCUGGUGGAGGCUCAGACGAUAUACUACGCGCAAUGUUACCAGUAUAUGGUGGAUCUGCAAAAGCAGCUGGGAAGUUUCCCGUCAACCUUCUCCAAUAACAACCAGUCGUCAGUUACGGAAGGGGCCAGCAUCUCUGUGCCCACCAUACCGGUGUCGGCCUCCCUGCCCACCUCUUCCAGCCGCGGCGGCUCUACCGCCUCGGGCGGAUUCAGCGAAUUGCGCAGCUCCAGCGGCAGCCGCAAGGCCAGAGUCCUUUACGACUACGACGCGGCCAGCAGCAGUGAGCUUUCCUUGCUGGCUGAUGAGGUUAUCACAGUCAGCAGCGUGCCAGGCAUGGAUUCAGACUGGCUGAUGGGAGAGCGAGGCAGCCAGAAGGGCAAAGUGCCAAUUACCUACCUGGAGCUACUUAACUGAGUCUUCGGAUAUGAGCUUAUGCUGCCAUGUCAAGUUACUUCCACAGUAUAUAUAUUAAAGGAAAAAGAAUAAAAGUCCGGCACUCUUAGUCAGGAUACUUGAACUCAAAAAGCUGGAGUAAAAUGCAUGCAAGUGAAAGGAGGGGGGGAACGGAGAAGAUGUUUUAGUAUCCAACUGCCUUACAUUUCAAAAAAAAGUUGCCUUUUUUCCAUGCCUUUGUUUUUUUAUGUUAUCCAAACAGCAGUAUGUUCCAGAACAUCUCCCAAAGUGUUUUUGUUUUGUUUACAUAAUAUGAAUAUCUCAGAAAUGUGUACACAUCUCAGAUUGUUGCCGCUAAGUACAUAUUUUGGAAUCUACUUCAGUCACAAAUGCUGGGCGAUGCUAGUUCAAGUCGUUAUCUCACGGUGGCAUUACGGAUAACUUAAAUCUGAAUAGGUUUAAUCAUAAUGAAUGUUGUACAUGUGUAUGAUGUGGUAGUGGGAAAGUUUAACAUCAUUUGUGAGCAAUUUUAAGUGCCAGAUGAAAUUCGUAGCAACUAAAUCCCCAAAUUUAUUUAAAACAAAUUAUAAAAACUUUUAUUACGCCAUCUAUUUUGUCUUGCAUUAAUUGCAACACUGUUGAGAUGGACAAGUUGUUCAAAUGUUUUUUUUCUUACAUAUUUAUUGCGAAUUGGAAAACCUAAUUGUCACAUCUCUGUAGGAAAUGGUCAACCCAAGGCUACUUUAUUAGUUUUAAAUUAUUGCUACAUGCAUUGUUGGCAAAUGAUUCGAUUUUUUUCAUAUGACGCGCUGAAUAAUAUAUCUUUGAUAUCAUCUGAUCUGAUGUGUGGCACGGCUAACACAUCAGGAUCCUACCCCAACCCGAAUUGCAUCUCAGUAUCAAAUGGUGCCUUAAUUACUGUGUGAAAUCCAUGCUAUUUGCUUGAUAACAAUUGGAAAGUGGAAACAUUAAUAAAAGAUAAAAUACAAA
Syngnathus typhle (broad-nosed pipefish) is the source of this 3645-nucleotide messenger RNA. RefSeq names its product endophilin-B1-like. Gene Ontology annotation, biological process: membrane organization. Gene Ontology annotation, molecular function: protein binding. The record is from RefSeq and is a predicted model, not a curated record. Lineage: Eukaryota; Metazoa; Chordata; Actinopteri; Syngnathiformes; Syngnathidae. The transcript is spliced from 9 exons. Bases 1585 to 2676 code for a protein of 363 amino acids. Gene Ontology annotation, cellular component: membrane; cytoplasm.